This is a messenger RNA of Cladocopium goreaui, 4101 nucleotides long. The record is from the annotation of a GenBank genome assembly. NCBI's taxonomy places the organism in Eukaryota, Dinophyceae, Suessiales, Symbiodiniaceae.
AUGUCCUGCAACUGUGCUGAGUCCACCGCCGUCGCGGAUCGGCGCGACGCCUAUGAGGACUUCGUGAAAAAGCAGCUGGAUGCGCUGCGCCAGAGCUUACUACGGCGCUACGACACGGAGCUGCUAUAUGGCUCAUCUGGCCACGUGGUGAGGGACGACGAGGUGCAGGUGGGCAAGCGCCACGUGGUGUCCGUCACCGUGGACGACCGGCUGCGGGGAGUGCCACCGCUGGAGCGUUCUCACGAAGAUUCAGAGGACGCUUUCUUCUAUCCACGAUGGAUCGAGUUGACUGCGAAGAUGCUUCAGAUGAAGGACAACGACGAGGGGAACAGUCAGGAUGACUUCACGGAGAAUGAUUUGCACAUGCUGCCCAUGUGGAACAUCUCUCUGCAGGACUUGAAACGCCGUACUCGGCCCCGCAACUUUCGCACCAUGUUUACGCAUGACAAGAAGGGCAACCUGAAGAUGAAAGAUACAAUCCGCGAGGAGCUGUCGUGUCUCCAUCGCAUGGUGCUCCAGCCGAAUAGCUGGCAACAACUGUUGUGGACGGCCAUUGGGGCAACGUUGAUCUUGUGGGACCUCAUCACCAUUCCCUUGGGUUUCUUUUCGAGCGCAUUGCCCACGUUCCUGGACUUCCUGCGGAUCUUCUCGCGCUUCAGCUUUGCGUACUGGGUCACCGACAUGCCAUUGCACCUGGUUUUCGGCCUGGAGCUCAACGGUGCGCAAGAGUUGAGGCCCAAGAAGCUGGCGCUUCUCUAUCUCAGAUCUUGGUUCUUGAUGGAUCUAGUCCUUAUUUCCAUCGAUGCCACUAUCUUGAUCUUGGAAAUCUUUGAGGAAAGCGUCCCUAGCUCGGCGCGGCUCUUCCGCGUCAUGCGGCUGCUGCGCUUGCUCCGUCUUCUUCGACUAACGCGGCUGCAAAACAAGGUCAUGGUGUUGGCAAAUCGAUUGUUGAGCACCAACGCCUUCUUGAUUCUGAAGGUGGCAGGUGGACUCUGUAUGAUGAUGAUCACCAACCACAUCAUUGCUUGCUGCUGGUUUGGGGUGGGUUCCUUCGACGCGGAGAAGAAUUGGAUCAAAAAUAUGGAGUUGGACAAAGAAGACUUCGCAGACUCCUAUAGCGCUGCUCUUCAUUGGUCUCUGACGCAGUUCACACCUGCCACAAACAACAUCGUCCCAGAUAAUGCAGUGGAACGCGCCUUCGCCUCGGCGGUGAUUCUGCUGGCCAUUGGGGUUUUCAGCUCCUUCAUCGCAUCCAUCAGUAGUACCCUCAACACGCUGCGAAUGUCCCGCCUGGAGAACUCCAAGCACUACUCGAAGCUCUUCCAAUUCUUCAACGAGAGGAACCUCUCUGUGAACCUCUACGCGAAGGUCAAGGAGGUGGUUCGAAACGAAAACUUGGCGGUGCGAGUGCAGGAGAAGGAUGUGACCUUCAUCCAGAAGAUUCCGGAAAGGUUGAAGAUCCAACUGCACGCGGAGAUGUAUCUUCCAAGCUUGCUCUCCAUGAAAAUUUGGCCCCACAGUGGCAUUGAUGACGCGGAUUUCUUCUACAGCAACAUGUGUCAUCGCGUGUUGUGUGAAGGCCUUGCUUCCCCUGGACAGGACGUUUUCCUGCCCGGCACAGAUUGCAAGGAUGUCUACUUGUUGGAAUCUGGUGACAUGACCUACGUCAUGCGAAGAGAUACGGAAGCGACGCGGAUCUGCGACCAGCAACUUUGUGUUGCAUGCCUGUGGGCAGAGUGGCACCACCGCGGACGUCUCUCGGCUGGGCAAGGCAUGUGCUACUUCAUCAAGGUGAACUGCGACGCCUUCGGGCAGGUGGUUCUGAAGUAUGGGGGCCCCUUGUAUCGUUAUUUGCAGAUCUAUGGCAUUCUGUUGGUGAGUGAGAUCGAAUGGCUCCAAGAGGACGGCUUUCUGAUGUCGGACCUCAAUCUGGAUGAGGAGCAAAUGACCAACCUCUCCGCGCAAGCGGAGCGCUUUGCGAACCUCGUGGCGGUUGCGCCCUCCCCAACGGCGCCAAAGGAAAACGCCUUAACGAGGACGGGUGCGCGCGAAUUGGUACAUGCCGGCGACUACCGCGAUGGAGGUUCCUACGAGGACUUCGUGCUGCGACAGCUGGACCUUUUGCGAAGCUCUUUGUUGCAGCGCUAUGAGAUUGAAGUCGACAGAUGGUGCUCAACUGAUCCGCCCCAAAGUGGAAAGGACCGUCCAGAUGUCUAUACUGCCUCACUAGACGAGUACGCCCCCUUACACCGCUGGAUACAGCUGACCAAUCGGAUAUUGGAGGCGGAAGUGGACAAAGACAGCGAGGACGCGCCUCAGCUGGACGCCGAGCUCUCGAUGUUGCCGGUCUGGAACUUCUCCUUACAGGAGAUGCAAAAGCUCAGCCGGCCGCGGAACUUCCGCACGGCCCUGACCAAUGACGAGGUCUUGAACGUCAUGAGGAUGAACGACCCUAUCAAGGAGGCGCCCUUCUGGCUGCAACGACUGGUCUUGAAGCCCAACAGCUGGCAACAACUCUUGUGGACCACCCUAGGGGCGAUGCUGAUCUUGUGGGACCUCAUCACCAUACCCUUGGGUUUCUUUGAUUUGCCGCAGUUUUUGGCGUUCCUGACGCUCUUCGCUCGAUUCUCUUUCGCCUAUUGGUGCAUCGAUGUGCCGCUACACGUGGUCUUCGGGGUCGAGGUGAAUGGAGCGCAAGAGUUGAGGCCAAAGAAGCUUCUAAUGACGUACCUGAGGUCCUGGUUCUUGAUCGACCUCUUCAUCAUUUCGGUGGAUGCGAUCAUCAUCACUCUGGAGGUACUUCAGGAAUCCAGCAACGAUGAAUUCUCGAUGUGGCGUUCAGCCCGUUUCUUUCGAAUCCUGCGCUUGCUUCGUUUGCUGCGGUUGCUGCGCGUGACCAAGCUGCAAAACGAGUUGAUGAUCUUGGCCAAUCAGUUCCUCUCCACCAACGCCUUCCUCAUGCUGAAGGUAGGUGCCGGGCUGUUUAUGAUGGUCAUCACCAACCACAUCAUCGCUUGCUGCUGGUAUGGCGUGGGUUCCUUCGGCGACGCCGGGAGCUCGAGCCAGAGCUGGCUGCACACUGCGCAGCUGGACAGUGGAGAUUUCGGUGCGGCCUAUGCGGCGUCGCUGCACUGGUCCUUGACGCAAUUCACCCCAGCCACCAACAAUAUCGCCCCUGAGAGCCCAUUGGAGCGAGUCUUUGCUUUGGUGAUCAUUCUUCUGGCUAUUGGUGUCUUCAGUUCCUUCAUUGCUUCAAUCAGCAGCACCUUGAACAUGCUCCGGGCCUCGCGCGUGGAGAAUUCCAAGCACUACUCGAAACUCUUCCAAUUUUUCAAUGAGAGGAAUCUGUCGGUGAAUCUGUACGGCAAGGUGAAGAAGUUGUUACGCAAUGAGCACCUGGUGGUCCGAGUACAAGAGGCCGAAGUGGCGCUGAUUGAAAAGAUCCCCGAAAGACUGAAGAUUCAGCUUCACAUGGAGAUGUACAUGCCCACCCUGCUAUCGAUGAAAAUCUGGCCCAAGACGAAAAUGUCGGACGUGGAAUAUUUCUACAGCAAUGUUUGCCACCUGGCCAUCUCUGAGGGCCUCGCGAAGCCUGGCCAGGAUGUAUUUAUGCCUGGCACUGAUUGCAAAGAUGCGUAUAUCUUGGAGUCAGGCGACAUGUUCUAUCUUCCGCGACAGGGGCAAAGCUUUGCAAAAGAAAGAGGACCUGAAGGGGUGACCCUUUCCAACGAGCACCUCUGUGUGGUGUGCCUCUGGGCCGAGUGGCAUCAUCGUGGUCGCCUCUCUUCGGGGCAGAACAUGAGCUACUUCAUCAAGGUGAAUUGCGAGACCUUUGGGACGAUGGCGAUGAAGUUUGGUGGUCCGCUCUUUCGCUAUUUGCAAAUCUUUGGCAUCCUACUGGUGAGUGAGAUUGAGUACCUACAGGAGCAAGGUACCAUUGUCUCUGACAUGAACCUGGAAAAGGAGCAAAUGAUACAACUUGCUGUGCAAGCAGAACGCUACUCAGAUGUUGCAGCACCGAAGUCCUCGCCCAAGGGAUUCACACAAUCCCUGUCCAGGAUCUUGACCAUCAAGCGCGCCUCCACGCAAACUGAAAGCUGA